AUGGCAGAGGCAGAGAACCUCCGCACGGUGCACGUGCCGGAUCUUCUGAAUGCCUCCAGCCAGGAGGACUUGUCGGUUCAGCUGCUGCGGGAUGCCUGCUGCGAGACCGGCUUCUUCCUGGUGACUGGCCAUUCCUUACCUCAGGAUUUGCUGGACAAGAUGUUCGCAAUGUCGAAGAACUUCUUCGAGCUGCCGGAGGAGGAAAAGCUCAGAUUCACCAGUUCCGAGAGGACGGGCUGGAGGGGGUUCAACCCUUACGGGAGCGGCCAGAACUGCUCCUUGGCGGUGAAGCGCCCGGAGCUCAAGGAGACCUUCUACUGCGGGGAGCCCCCGGCGGAAAGCGAAGGCCUGGCUGAGCCCUUGCCGGGCUUCUACUCCCAGCUCCGCUCCUUCCACGGCGCGCUCUUGGAGCUGAGCCGGGCUUUGCUCAGGGGCCUCUCCUUGGCCUUGGGCCUGGCGCCGGGGCACCUGGCGGACCUGGCCUUCACGGCGCCCGUGGCGAAGGUGCUCAUGGCGUUCUACCCGCCGGCGCACGAAGGCGACCUGUCCUGUGGCGCUCACACGGACUGCGGCUUCUUGACGUUGGUGUGCCAGGACUCCUCAGAGACUCAGGGCCUGCAGGUGAAAAAGCCAGAUGGCACCUGGCUGUCGGUGAAGACGGACAGGUAUACCCCGGUGGCCAACUUGGGUGACUUGGCGCAGCGGUGGACCAACGACCUCUUUCGCAGCUCCUGGCACCGUGUGCGCAACGUCUCGUCCUCCCCCCGCUUCAGCCUCGUGUUUUUCAACAACAUGGAUGAGGACGCGGAAGUGGAGUGCCUUCCCAGCUGCGAGUCGGCCGAGCGGCCAAAGAAGUACGCGAAGACCACGUGCGGGGAGUACGUGGCCUCAAAGAUGAGCCCUGCGCGGCUGCGGCUGGCGCUGACCAAGUUCUACGCCUCCCGCAAGAGUGACAAGCUCGGGAACUUGGACAAAAUCGUCGAGCGCUACGUGGAUGGCCGGGUGGUGGAGCUUUGGGCUUCUUUGGGCUCCAAGUACAACCUGCCCCCCAGCUCCGCUGUCCAGUGGCUCGCAUCCACCUUGGACAGCCGGGUGGCCGUGCAGUGGCCGGCCGAGGCCGUCCCGGAAGUGGCGCAGCGCGCGCUGGAUGAGUUGGGCGAGGAUCCGGAUGAGGCCUGCGUUGCCUCCUGCUUGCGCUCGGCCAUGAAGGACGGGGACCUGCGGGUCUCCGCGAUGGUGUUCAUCCACGGCUGCCCUGAGAGCCAGCGGCCUGCCUUGUGGCGCACCCUGCUGGGCCCUGGCAGGACGGCCGAAGACCAGCAGACCCUCCGCGAGAGGCGGGAGCCGCCAGCUCGGGAGUCGCAAGUUUCGUCCGUGGAUCGGUUUCGGGGGCCAGAGAUCCGGGGCUCUACCCAGUUGCAACCACCGGAUUCCGCCCUGUCCUUUCUUUUUGUUGCAGCGCCUGGCUUACGAGGAGUUGAAAGCAAGGAUGCUGUCCGAGAUGAAGUCGGAGGAGACCGGCGGGUGCCGGGCUGGGGGCGGUGUCAAGGGAGGAAGUCCAUUUCCUUGGCAGAUCCAAGCGCCAGCUUCAUAUCCGGCCGGGGCCCCAGUGGCCCAGCUUCUGAGGACUUCCAUUGGGUGCACGCGAAAUUCUGA
Effrenium voratum is the source of this 1656-nucleotide messenger RNA. Lineage: Eukaryota; Dinophyceae; Suessiales; Symbiodiniaceae. The record is from the annotation of a GenBank genome assembly.